AUGAACACAGUUUAUGAUUCAAAAGAAAACGACAAAUCUUCUUCAUAUUCUUCUGACGCAUUUAUACCGUCGGAAAAAGAAGACAACAUAUCUUUCUCCCGUUCGUUGUUGACCUCCCGUCGUUGGCAACGAAAACGAAAGCAAAAAACAAAUACAUCAAAUUUAUCUCUUGUAUCAACAACAUCAUUAAAAAACAAUCUCACAUUACUGAGCGAUUCAUUUUCUUGUGAAAAACAAAAUGAUAAUAAUAAUAAUAACCAUACGACUAAUAACACGACAACAUUGAAAAGUCUUGAUAAUUCUUCAAUUCUUUCCAGUAAAAAAAAAUUAGAAUGGAAACAGAAUGACGGUGGUUUUCAACGAGACAUGCUUGUGAACAAUAGUGACGACGACGACUAUCAACAAGUCAUACGUUCUUUAUCAUCAUCAGCUGCAUCGACGUCUAAAUCACGUUUAACCAUGGCUGAUAGUCAUGGUAAUACGAAGACUUCUAAUACAAUAAUAAACAAAAAAAAAAGUAUUCGCGUUUUUAUUCGUCGUCGACGACGUACGAUUAAACGAGGAAAACGUCGUUUUCUACAUACAUCAUCAUCAAUCAAUUCACAUAAACCAAUGUCAUCAUCAUCGAAUAAUGUUCAAGAAUUAGUUUCAUUAAUAGAAAAAAAAAUAAAUAACAAACAAAAUAAAUUUCGACAUAAGAAAAAUAUUAUUGUUGUUAAUUAUAAACCUGUUUUUGUUAAUACUCAUAAAGAACAAUCAUGUCAAAAUACUAAAUCAACAUCAAACUCAACAUCAAGAACAAAAUCUACUCAUACUGAUGAUGAUUUUGCUUCGACAAAUCAUUAUAGUCGACAACCUAGUAUUACAACAAUAACAUCCGAUUGUUCACCAUUACGUGCUAUGUCAAAUAGUUCACAUUAUCAACGAUCGUUUUCACUUGAUGUACCUGAUGUUGAAGAUCCAUUAAAAUUUAUUGAAAUAAUGUAUCAACAAUUAUUUACUGAAGAUGGUCGUUUACGUAGUGAAACGGAACCACUUGCAUUUGCAAAUUGUGUUCAACAACUAGUAACAAAUUCAAGAAGAAAUUCUGUAUCAUCAGCAUUUACUAAUCGAUCAACAUCAUCAUAUUUAAAACAUGUGAAUCAUAAUACAAAUUAUCAACAACGAAAAUUUUCAUCAUCUUCAAAUCAUCAUCAUCAUAAACAAUCAUCAAAAGCUACAUCAUUGUCUUCAUCACCUCAUAUUAUCCUAAGUGAACAUUAUGAUACAUAUAGUGAAGAAGAAGAAGAAGAAACUCGAACGUUCAUGCGAACAAAUAAUCAACAACAAAUAAUCAAGAAUGAUAAUGAUGUACCCCGAAAUAUUCAUAAUCAUUUUCAAGUUCAUACAUCUCCAAAUUCAUAUCAUCGAAAAGAAUUAUUAACAAAUCAUACAACAACAGCAAGUAAUGGUUUUCAUAUAUCUAUAGAUGAUACAGGUAGUGAUGAUCUUGAUACAUUGUCUGAUGUUGAUGUUAUGCAAUUUAAUAAUAUAACAACACAAUUAUCACCAAGUGGUGAUGAAGAUUUAACAUAUACAGAUUCAAGACUUCUAUCAUCUGGUUAUCAAUCAUUAGAUCGUUCAAGAAAAUCUUUCCAACAACAACAACAACAACAACACCAAUCAAUAAAAUUAAAAUCUUAUUCAGAAAAUGAUUUAUUUCAUUCAGAAAAUGAAAAUCAUAUACAUUAUUGUACAAAUUGUAUACGUUCACCAAAUGUUAUUGUAAUACCACCUAUUAUAUCAACAUCAUCAUUAUUAACAAAUAUAAUUAAACGAAUACAACAACCAAUUGGAAAGAUAAUAAUGAAAUAUGUUAAUUUUAUUCUUAUUUCAAAAAAUGUUCUACUUUUACCAUUAUUUAUAUUUCUUCUACGUCAACGAUCAAUGCAUAUAGGAAUUUAG
Messenger RNA from Rotaria sp. Silwood1, 1944 nucleotides. Lineage: Eukaryota; Metazoa; Rotifera; Eurotatoria; Philodinida; Philodinidae. The record is from the annotation of a GenBank genome assembly.